This is a messenger RNA of Pestalotiopsis fici W106-1, 1242 nucleotides long. RefSeq lists its product as uncharacterized. Lineage: Eukaryota; Fungi; Ascomycota; Sordariomycetes; Amphisphaeriales; Sporocadaceae. The record is from RefSeq and is a predicted model, not a curated record. The transcript is spliced from 3 exons. Gene Ontology annotation, biological process: secondary metabolite biosynthetic process. Bases 1 to 1242 code for a protein of 413 amino acids. Gene Ontology annotation, molecular function: monooxygenase activity; FAD binding.
AUGAUUUCUGUCCUUAUUGUAGGCUGCGGCCUCAGUGGACUGGCUUCCGCACUGGCUCUUGCUCAAGCUGGUCAUCAUGUGACAGUCUUCGAACGCAAUGCUGAGCUACAAGAACUUGGUGCUGGAAUACAGUUGUCACCAAACGCUACGCGUUUGCUCCAGAACUGGGGAGUCCUGGACGAGGUCCUCAAGUACGCUGACCGUCCAGUGUCUGGGACCUUUCGCUCAUCUCAAGGAGAGAUCCGGUCGUACUCCCCGCCCGUAUCUGACCAGAGACUGGUCAGCCAGGCUCCGUACAUCAUGAUUCACCGAGCAGAUCUCUUAAGAGCCUUGCUGUCUGGGAAAGACAAGCACGGCAUUGAGAUCAAACUAGGCAGUGAAGUCGCAGAGAUAGAUUUCAACAAGCCAUCCCUACGCCUGGCCACUGGGGAAGUCUACGAAGCAGACAUGAUCUUGGCGGCAGACGGGGAGAGGUCUCGUUGCAGAGGUAGCAUGUUGGGACGUCCAGAUCCACCUUACAGUCCCGGAGACGUCGUUUACCGGGUCUCUGUGCCUACCAACGGCAUCACCGAAAAGCAUCGAGCUUGGGAGUUGACAAGACAAUCCAGUGUCAACUUUUGGAUGGGACCAGGCGGACACGUGGUCUCGUAUCCCAUCAAGCACGAUAUGCUCAACAUGGUUCUCAUUUACCAUGAGGGGCCAGGCACCAAAGUUAUGUACGGGCCACAACGAGCAGAUCUGGAAGAGUUUAGGAGCAAAAUCCAUGAUUGGGACCCUAUACUACAUGAGUACAUUGAUGUGGAAGGAUCUGUUUGCACCAAAUGGACUUUGUUCCAGAUUCAUGAGCCGACCCAGUGGUGCCACGAUAAUGGACGAUUCGCACUGAUUGGCGACGCCGCUCACGCGAUAUUACCGUGUCUAGCACAAGGUGCCGCGCAGGCAUUCGAGGAUGCUGGAGUCCUUGGCGGCAUCUUCUCCCAGGUCGUGGAGCCUGAACAAAUCCCGGAUGCCCUGAGAGUGUUUGAGCAGGUUCGAAAACCACGCGCUUCAGAAGUCAGGCGUCGUACAUUGGACCAGAAGGCCAUGUUUGCUCUCCGCGAUAAGCACGAGCAGGAUUUGCGUGAUGCCAAACUCGGUGCGGGCGAGGACUGGAAGCUAUUCCAAUGGCUAUGGGAGUACAACGCGGCAGAAGACGGGUCAAAGGCAUGGCAGCAGUUCCUAGAGGCCCGUAAUGGAAUCUAA